Varanus komodoensis (Komodo dragon) is the source of this 3106-nucleotide messenger RNA. It is a transcript of the gene TMPRSS2, whose product is annotated as transmembrane serine protease 2. Gene Ontology annotation, cellular component: membrane. The transcript is spliced from 14 exons. Lineage: Eukaryota; Metazoa; Chordata; Lepidosauria; Squamata; Varanidae. Gene Ontology annotation, molecular function: protein binding; serine-type endopeptidase activity. The coding region runs from base 158 to 1624 and encodes 488 amino acids. The record is from RefSeq and is a predicted model, not a curated record. Gene Ontology annotation, biological process: protein autoprocessing.
GCGAGCGAGCGAGCAAGCACCGGGAGAAGCAGCGGUGCGUCCUGCGCCGCUGGGCUGCAGAAGCGCCCCGAGACGCGCGCGAGGGACGCCGGCGCAGCCCCGGCCGCCCACUCAGGUUUAUUACAAACGUGCCAAAGGGAUAUUGGUGAAAAUAAAGAUGGAAUCUGAUUCAAGGCCUCCUCCAUAUUAUGAAAAUUAUGCCUAUCAGCCAGAACAUGCUGUUCCUCCAAGGUACAUCAGUGGCCAUAACUUGCCUCCACAUUACUCAUCUUCAUAUUAUCCUCCAUCAGUGCCACGUUAUAGCCGAAGGGUUUCUACUCAGCAGUCAAAUCCAGUGCCAAUGACAGUGCAGCCAAAGUCACCUUACUUAUGCACACCAAGAAUCACCAAAGCUUUCUGUUUCCUUAUGUCGAUUAUAAUAAUACUAAUAGGAGCUGGAACCGCCUGUGUUCUUAUCUGGUACUUUGUAAUAAACACUUGCUUUGGCUCCAAGAUACCAUGCGGUACUACAGGAAUAUGUGUGACGCCAUCUCAGUGGUGUGAUGGAGUUAGUGAUUGCCCUAAUGGUGAAGAUGAAACUCGUUGUGUUAGACUUUAUGGACCAGAAUUUCUCCUGGAAGUCUAUUCAUAUAAAAGCAAGGAUUGGUACCCAGUAUGCUAUGAUAAUUGGAAUGAUAAACAUGGGAAAACCGCCUGUGAAGACAUGGGAUAUAACUCGAACACGUAUGUUGACAGCCUGGAGGUGCCACUCAUGGCUGGAUCUAGGAACGUUAUGAGGCUGAAUACAAGUGCAGGGGAUAUAGACUUGUAUAAGAAAUUAUACAACAGCUACUCAUGUCCAUCAGGAAGUGCGGUAUCUCUGCGAUGCAUAAACUGUGGCAGGUCGAGUAAACGGAAGGCUCGGAACAGGAUUGUGGGUGGAAAUAUCACCUUUUUAGGAGACUGGCCAUGGCAAGUCAGCCUUCAUAUCAAAAGCACCCACCUAUGCGGAGGGUCCAUUAUCACUCCUGAAUGGAUUGUAACAGCAGCUCACUGUGUGGAAGGGGCAUAUUCUCAGGCACACUACUGGAAGGUUUAUGCUGGAAUUCUGACACAGCCGGAAAUGAUUUCUUCAAAGGGACACAGUGUAGCCAGAAUAAUUUCUCAUCCAAACUAUGAUCCAGCUACUAAAAAUAAUGAUGUCGCCCUUAUGAAGUUACAGUCUCCUCUUCUUUUUAAUGAAUUUAUAAGACCAGUUUGUUUGCCCAACCCUGGAAUGAUGUUCCAGCCUGAGCAGUGGAGUUGGAUAACCGGAUGGGGAGCCAGACGCCAAGGAGGUAACACUUCAAAAGAGCUGAAUGAAGCAAUAGUACAUCUGAUACCAUCAAAUAUAUGUAAUAACAGAUUUAUUUAUAAUGGAGCCAUCUUGCCUACUAUGAUUUGUGCUGGCUACCUAAGAGGAGGCGUGGAUUCUUGUCAGGGGGACAGUGGUGGUCCAUUGGUCACUUUGAAAAACACCGUGUGGUGGUUAGUAGGUGACACAAGUUGGGGAACAGGCUGCGCUAGUCAACUUAAACCUGGAGUUUAUGGUAACAUGACUGUGUUCACGGACUGGAUUUACCGAAAUAUGCAGGCAAACAGAUGAUGACGACUCCACUCUGCCACAUCUUCUCCCCGUGGAAUGACUGCUGCCCCAGUGAUGCAUUGGAUUGCUUCUUUCAGUGGUGGAUCAAAAAGCCUUUCUUGUCCUUCCCAAUUUUUAUAUUAAGUGUCUUUUAAAAAUGACUUUUAGGUCCUCAACACUUCAUACAGUGACUAUAACCUGACUGUUUGCAAAUGCUUGGUGCCAUUGCAAGCACAAUUAGUCUACCAAGCAUAAAUUAGGUUUUGCAAAAGUCUGUAUUUUGUGAUGGCAACAGUCGGGUGGCCAGCAUUUCCUUUCACCAACUACUUGCUGAAGAUUCCUUUAUUUCUGAGGAUUCACAGCUAUUUUUAUUUUAUUUUUAAGUUAUAACCAAAUUUGUAAAUUGCUGUUUCUAUUUUGGAAUACAAGCACAACAUCUCGUUACUUAAAGUGUUGUUCAGUAUAUAGUGUUUUCUUAGUGAUUAGUAUAGCAGUGAAGUGAAUAUUUGGGCUGCUGGCUAGCCCAGAUUUUCAAGACUCGGGGAAAACUCGGGACUUGAAAUACUACAUGAAAGGAGACAUUCUUCUAAAAUGUCACUGACAGAUGAAAAAUACAUCUUAUAUAUUCAGGUACCCAUAAUUCUUUAUACUUUUUGCUGGUAUUAUUAAUUCUGAAAUCAAGUAUAUAUCCAAUUUCAGUUGAAUGUUUCCCUUUCUCCAUUAUGCAUGUAUAAUCAAGAUUAGCUGAUUUCAGAAAACUAUUGGACUUCCAUUUUUUAAAGAGAAUACUCCAGGGUCAUAUAUCUGAUGGAGGAAGAAUGAAGUAGCUAGCAUUUUGAAGUCACAUAAGAGUUCUGGAUUGGCAGCUAGACAUGUAGCAGAUGCAUCUUGAGUUGCUGAAGCCAGAAGCGGUGACUAACAAAUAGUUCAACAUUUUCUGUCUCUUUUCUAAGCAAAGAAUAAAUAUCUUGUGAAGCUGCGCUGUGCACAGUUCACUCUUGUCAACUCCAGAUACUAAGUUUAUGAAAAAAGGAAAGAAGAAAGCAACAUUAAUUACUUAAUCUUAUGACUACCUCAUUUUGUAAAACACUGACAAAAUUGAAUGUGUUAAGCAGACAAAUCUUUCCAGUUAAUGCAUUCUUGUAAGAUUUAUGAAGAUGUUACUGUGCCUAGGUAUGUUACUCUGUAGAAAGACUAGAUCAUAAACAUAAUGGCAUUGAUUUCCCCCCUUCCCCUUUGAUUUGAAUGGACUGACAUAAUAUUGCUGCUAUUGAAAUUCACUUUUUAAAAAUGUGCCUGAUUGUGAAGAAACUUUCACAUCAGGUUUCUGAGAUACAAUAGGUUAUGUAAUAAAGUGCCAUUAUUCAAAAUAAAUCCUGCAGAAUUGUUAACUAUCCAUCAUUACAGUUUUAGGUAGGAAAUGGGGUUUUUUAGUUUCAGAAAUACAAUGUGUAUUUUGUACUCAAGUGACAAGGAAUAAACUUUUUAUAGUCUUUCUGUGUC